This is a messenger RNA of Drosophila suzukii, 2538 nucleotides long. RefSeq names its product trichohyalin. The record is from RefSeq and is a predicted model, not a curated record. NCBI's taxonomy places the organism in Eukaryota, Metazoa, Arthropoda, Insecta, Diptera, Drosophilidae.
CAAAGCUGACAAAAUUGAAAUUAAAUUCUUCCUGCAUUUGUUUACCUUUUUUUAUAUAUUGCACCAAAUUAAAUCUGCGAUGGAAAAUCAAAAUAGUGGGCUCACCCCGACUUGGCGUCGAAUGGAGCGCCUGGCGCCAUUAAAGGGAUGCGAGGUGGCCCAGAGGAAGAUAAGCUGGUAUCGUGGACUCUCCCAAUCCCAGUUGGCGGCAGCCAAUCGAUUAUCGGAUCUCCUGAGGGGCAAUAUGGACAAGAAGACGGCCUCGGAGGUGGCUAAGCUCAUGGUGCGACUGGGAUUGCAUCCUACUCCGCCGUGGAAAUCCCUUCGCCAGGUGAUCGAACUCAGUCGGGGUAAUGAUCUGGCCUUUCUCUGGUUCCUCAUGGAAAUGUGCUACAAGACCCAACACGGCGAGACUUACAGUAUCAACGAGCAGAUCAUAAUGUCGACCAUCUUCCGUUUGGACUUGCUCCCCACUCUCAGGGAACUGGAUCGCUCUCCCCUGCCACAUUCCUGCCAAUCGGAUAGGGAUAAAGCUGAGUUCCUAAGACGGAGAAGUCAAAGACUAAAAAAAGAAAGGGAAGAGGAACGCCAGAAAGAGAUGGCCAGAAAGGCCAAGCUCACAACACCUCUAUCGCCCUACUUUCAGGAACCCAAUAUUGCCGGAAAAACCCGACACGAUCGCAGGAUGCUCUCCGAUCAUCCCGAUACUCCAGUUUUUUUCGACAUGGACGAAGAACCCAUCGAAACUGGUCUGUUCCGCUGGUUUGGUAGCUACACUCUAGACGAGGCCCAGCGAGUGGGUAAAUCCAUCAUAUUCCAGGAGUUAAACAGCAUUUUUGAGUCCUUCAAGGCGGCCUCAUUGCCACCGCAGGAUGUGGAGUCCUUGUGCACCCAUCAUCAGUACAUUCGGGAGAUGGAAAGGUCCCUGAAGAUCCAACUGGAGCGGAUGAAGCAGAGAAAGUCGAAGAGCUCUAAACGUCAGAAUCGACUGGAAGAAAGGCGGAGAAAGCGGGUGAUUCAGGAGCUGGAAGAAAAGGCCUGUUACUUGAAGCGUUUCCAGGAAAUGGCUGCCAGGGCCAGAUUGGCCUCCACCAGGAAGCACUUUUGGGGGAGUUCCAAGAAGUCAUUUAACUUUGAUAUCCCGAAAAAUGAAAACAUGUGCGAUGAUUUUGGAAGAAAGUGCCAAACCUUCGAGGCAGAUAGGCGAUUAGAAAAACCUGUUAUAAAAAGACGUAGUAGAAAGAGUAGCAGAUCCAGUAGUGUGAGAAGGUUGCCAAGUGGAGCGGAGUCAAAAUCAAAAAGAUCGAGAUCUAGAAGCAGGUCCAGAUCUACAUCAAAAAUCGGAGAAGGAAGUCCAAGCGAACAUCGGAUAAGAAGUUUAAAUAGUCGAUAAAAACAUCAACGCACUCCACGAAAGGGCAAAAAUGAAUUCAAGGACAUUAUGGUUAAACUAUUAAAAGUGAUAGACCCAUCUUCCAGACUGUCCCGAUUUCCAGCCGAACCUGCUAAGUGCGCCAAGUGCCAUAUUUACAAUCCCCAAGAGGGCUUACCCCAGGCGAACCCAAAUCAUCGACCCAGUAGCCUGAUGCAGUUCAAGUUGUGUGCCAUUGAAGAGGAUGAGGAGGAGGAUUUGGAUCCCAAACGGGAACCAAAUCCUUCCCCUCCUCCUGAUCAAGAACCCAAGAUCCUUCAGCUGGGUCUGCCAGGAACUAAUCACUUCAAAUUCAACUAUCGUGAGUUGUUUGGCUCGCUGCAUAGGACUCUGGACGACGAAAGGAUGCGUCUGAAGGAGGCCUUCGUGCGGGCUAUCGACGAUGAUGUGCAGUACCUCAGUGCGGCUUUGGAUGGCGAGGAAGAGGGUUCCCUGGAUGCCUUGGUGGAUAGGGCAGCCAAGCGGGUUUUCGCCGAGGAUGUGAAGACCUUUCACAAGGAACUGGAGAAGUUACAGCGAAAAAGAGAUGCAGAAAUACGCGAGGAGAACCACAAUGAUCGGUUGAAUUUCGGUCGAUUCUACGAUCCCGAAAACAUCCCCCUGAUGAAGGAGAUGCUGCGGUUGGGUCUUGAGAAAGUGGCGCAGGAUAAAAGAUAUGUACUGCCCACCUUGCCUGAUGUUCAUUCCGUACCCUAUCUCAUCGAAUGGAUACGUCUUCGGUAUGGGAAACGCUACUCCUACAAAGAAAAGGAAAGAAUCUUCGCCAAGGAUAAAGUGGUCAUGGACCAAAUAGCAUGGCUGAUGCGCACCAAAUUGGUGAAUAUACCCUCACUUCCUGGCGGAAAUAGCAUAAACGACCUGGCCAAACUGAGGAAGAUAAGCCAAAUACACAGGGAACAUCACACCAAUAGGUUCCUGGAAGCCAUUAUGGAGGCGGAAAGGGUCUUCUAUGGGGCCAUGAAACCACAACUCUGUAAUCUGGCCACUGAGUCCACCUUGGCCUACCUGCCCUCCCACUUCCACGAUUUAGGCUUUACUGUCAAUACUCAGAACGGAGAAAUGGAUGUUUUCCAUUAACUGGCAUAACUGGUGGCAUAAAGAUAACU